AUGGCUUCCACGCGCCAGGAACGGCAGCUGAUGCGGCAGCGCGGUGCUGGGACGCGCAAAGCCAAGGAAGUUGACUUUGGCUUCUCGUUUGGAGGUCCGGCAAUCGACGAGCCUUCAGUUGUAGAGGCACCUGGGCCUGCGCAUCCACCGCAAGCGACGCCGCCCGCAGAAUCCCAACGAGCCACUCGGCGCACGCCAGGCAGCGCGCGUAAUCAUCUUCCAGAGAGACCCUCGACGUACGAUCUACCUGUGGACGACCUGCCGGAACAGACGCGGAGUGUGAAACGGAGACGGAUUAACCCUCCGAGUACAGACACAACGACGCGACAGAGCCCUGCACGAUCGAAAACUGGUACUUCAUCAACUCAGGAGUCCCGCAAAUCCAACACAAGAGCUAGCCCGAGCCACGCCCCAGAAGCUGUAGCGACGAAUCCGCCCCAAACAGCCCCGACGAAGCAUCAACCACCCUCUUCUCAAACCAAUGGCGCGGAUUCAGCCUCAACCCCUCUCCAAGAAACCCAACCAAGUGUUCAGUCACCGACAAAGACGAAGCAAACACGCGGCAGGCCGCGCAAGAGUCAAUCACCCAAUACUGGACCCCAAGCCAAGGCUCUACAGGAUACAACCUCAUCGCCAAAGCGCACUCGACAAACCCCAAAUUCGCAAUCGAAGGCAGGACCCUCGCGAAGGCGCAGUGAUUCAGAGCCACGACCCCAGGCCGCAACUGAGGCAAAUGCCGAGACGAACAGGACGACUCGCGACCCUAAAGCUGGUGCAGCAACCGUGACGGAAGGAAAGAAGCCGAGGGGUCGUCCGCCGCGCACAGUCGACGGUGACGAUUCCACACAAACCGCGGAGGACGUGGCACGCGAGCAGGAGACAUCCAAACCCAAACGUGGUCGUGGCCGACCAUCAACUUCGGGCAAGGCCCGCGAGUCUCUAUCUCGACCAGAAGCUCCUACUAAGCCAACCCCAACUCCAGCCGAAUCAUCCGCACCUAAGGGCCGGGGUCGAAAGUCAACAUCGAAAAAGGCUGUCGAGGAGCCCGUUCCCUCGCCGGAGCCCGAGACCCACGCGGAAUCCUCCGCGCCCAAACGCGGCAGACCAUCUGGCAAGAAAGCCAACCGCGCACCAGAGCCCGAGCCGGAAGAAGAACGAGUAGAAGACGACCGCUCCGAGGCACCACGGCGCCCAGCCCGGUCACCCCGCGGGGAAACCGUUCCCAUCACAGUCCACCGGCUAGCUAAUGCAUCUGCAUGGGGAGGAACAGACUCGCCCGUCGACGAAGAGGAAGAAUCCGCCGACGAGCUCUCCACCCUCCAAAAGACCAAACUGCCCAACCGUGGCGGCGUCAACCCCGCCGACGUGCUCAGCCAGAUCUGUCGCGAGACGCUGGAGAAGACGCUCGCGACGCUGAAGACGGGGAUCGCAAACGAGACAAACGCCACCCGCCGCGCUGAGUGGACCCGCAAACGCAAAGCCGUCGAAGCCUUCGGCUCAGAGCUUGACGGCCGGCUUCUGGACCUGAGCGAGAUGCUCGACAGCAACUUCAUGCUCGGCGUCCAGCUCAAAAAGUCCAAGCGCGAGAUGUUGGACUUGCGCAGCCAUCUGUACCGUGUCCGCAAGGAGCGCGAGGCAGUCGCGCUGCAGAUGGACGCCGUGCGCGCGAAGCACAUGGAAGAGGAGAAUGCGAAAUCGACCCGCACGGCGAUCAACAACUCGCUGCAUACUCUCGAGCUGGCUCUCGACCGGACCCAGCAGCGCGCUACAACAACAUCUACGAACCUCUCCCCCUCGCCCGCCGACGUGGAAUUCAUGCUCCGCGCCGUCGCAGACGAUGUUAGCUGUCUGGCUCCCGGGGCGCAGGGCGGACUAUUGACCCAGAUGCGGGCGUUCAAUGCGCAGCUUGAAGCGACGGCGCGCCGGUUGGAGAGCUGA
Messenger RNA from Penicillium riverlandense, 1938 nucleotides. RefSeq lists its product as uncharacterized. Gene Ontology annotation, molecular function: DNA binding. The record is from RefSeq and is a predicted model, not a curated record. Lineage: Eukaryota; Fungi; Ascomycota; Eurotiomycetes; Eurotiales; Aspergillaceae. The transcript is spliced from 5 exons. The coding region runs from base 1 to 1938 and encodes 645 amino acids.